Ceraceosorus bombacis is the source of this 460-nucleotide messenger RNA. NCBI's taxonomy places the organism in Eukaryota, Fungi, Basidiomycota, Exobasidiomycetes, Ceraceosorales, Ceraceosoraceae. The record is from the annotation of a GenBank genome assembly.
UGGUGAACGUAGCGCCUGUAUGCUAUGCCUGGUGCUAUACGCAGAGAUGGAACGCCGUAUCUCGAAGGCCGCAAGACCAGACUUUGUGCGCUCGAAUGACUGGCUCGAGUCUCGUCGAGUAUGGAUGGAGCGCGCGUGAUGAGCGAGACCCGACGCGCGCUCUACUGGGAUGCUCGUCUCUCUCUGAAGCCCGAUGGCCGUGCGGAACGAGCUUCAAGUCCUUUCCUCGACGAAAACUGUAAGCAGUGAGAUGCUGCGCGAGAUGCUGCUCGGAGCUGCGUAUCGAGUGACUGCACCUUGCCCGAGCAGUCACAAAGUCAGGCAAGGCCUGAAAAGCGCAGAGAUUCUAGCUUGCGAAGUUGACAAGGAGGCAGUAGUUGGUGUUUAGCCAGAGGGCGGAGAGCAAAUGGUUUCAGCGCUCGCGUGACGAUGUGGAAGAAGCGCGAUCACAAUCGGCGUG